AUGUUCUUCCACCUCUCAGCACUGAGUGUAUUCCUGGUCAUCGCCUUCUUGAUAGUAUACUAUCGAUCCCGUAUACUUCCCAUCCUCUCUCGUUACCUCCCUACCUCACUCGUAGCAAAAUUCACAAACUACCAACCGCUACGAAACUUCUCUUUCUCCGAACAGGCCGCUGCGGGUAUAUCGUCUAGUAAUUUCGAUCUCGAGUCGAAUAAUAUUGCAGAGGGCAGCGGGGAGUCGAGGAUGGGCUUGGACGAAGCUGGUGUGGAGGAAGUGAGGAGGAUCAUGGCAAUCGAAAGAUGUACAUUCGAUCAAGCUCGUCUGAUAAGACAUAAUAGGAUCUUGGCAAAGAAUGGGAUCGCUCCUGAUGGUACACCACUCGACAGUAAAGCGAUCACAAGACUCUAA
Molecule: messenger RNA, 405 nt
Organism: Kwoniella botswanensis
Lineage: Eukaryota; Fungi; Basidiomycota; Tremellomycetes; Tremellales; Cryptococcaceae
Exons: 4
Coding region: 1-405 (134 amino acids)
Source: RefSeq, a predicted model, not a curated record